Macroventuria anomochaeta is the source of this 1713-nucleotide messenger RNA. Its product is annotated as MFS general substrate transporter. Gene Ontology annotation, biological process: transmembrane transport. The record is from RefSeq and is a predicted model, not a curated record. Lineage: Eukaryota; Fungi; Ascomycota; Dothideomycetes; Pleosporales; Didymellaceae. Gene Ontology annotation, cellular component: fungal-type vacuole membrane. Bases 269 to 1696 code for a protein of 475 amino acids. Gene Ontology annotation, molecular function: transmembrane transporter activity. The transcript has 5 exons.
GUCAAUUAGGGCCCUUGCCAAUAAUUGGUAUGUCUCGCGUGCUUGUCCACUUUUCCUUGUUGACAUCUCCUUCAAACAGUCGCUCGCUGGCGUACUUUUGUCGUAAUCGCAACCAUCGCAAUCGCUCCGUGGAAGACCUAAACUUUGGAGCUACUGAUAUUCGGAACUGGGACCGGAAUUGCUGAACAUCUCUUAAGAAGAGGACGACUGCCACUACAGCCUCUACUGCGGUUGCGCAAACAGGAUCACGCGAUUCGCAAAAACUCAAAUGCCGUCGUCAGUACACUCGAAGGACAAGCAAACCUUCAAGAGCGACCUGGUCGAAUCACAAAAGACUCCCCGACCAUCUUCAGCUGAGGAAGCCGAAGAGUCACCAUACCGUGACGAGGAGAAAGGCAUUGAACCCACACAACAUGCAGAAAAGGCACUCGACGCGCACUCAACCAAGACAACGGAGUCCGUAAUCCCUUCACCGCCUGAUGGCGGUCUUCAUGCGUGGCUGAAAGUCUUCGGCGGCUUCAUGAUAUACAUCAAUAUCUGGGGCUUCACACUCUCCUACGGCACCUUCCAAGCCUACUACAAGUCUGACCUUCUCUCCUCCGCCUCGCCUUCGGCCAUAUCAUGGAUCGGCACCGUGCAAGCCUGGCUGCUCAUCUUCUUCGGUGUCUUGUCCGGUCCGUUAUUCGAUCUGGGCUACUUCCGCGUCAUGCUUGUUGCUGGUAAUGUCUUGGUCGUUUUCGGCAUCAUGAUGCUCAGCUUGAGCACGCAGUAUUGGCAGGUGUUUCUGAGCCAGGGGAUAUGCAUGGGUCUUGGGGCGGGGCUGCUAUACAUUCCGAGUUUGGCGCUGGUGGGGAUCUGGUUUGAUAAGAAGAGGGCGAUUGCGCUGGGCAUUGUUAUGAGCGGGAUUGCCGUUGGUGGUGUUGUUUACAUCAUAAUGUUCGAUCGGCUGUUGAAGUCUUCUGGCUUCCCGUGGGCUAUGCGCGCCAUUGGCUUUGUUGCGCUCGCUGCUGCGUUGCUCUCUAUUCCUGCCCUCCUUAGCGGCUCAAGUGUCCUGACCACGAAACGGAAGCCUCGAGCUCUGUUCGACAAGACAGCGUACAAAGAUAAGCUGUUCCUCAUCUUCACAUCUUGCUCUUUCUCGACGUUCCUGGGCUACAUCAUACCCUACUUCUAUAUUCCCACGUAUGCGAGGGACCGACUGGGCCUAAGCCAGAGUAUGGGCCUGUACAUGCUGGUCAUGGCUAUUGCAGCGAGCUUCUUCGGGCGGUUGGUCAGCGGAGCUCUGGCGCAGUGGCUUGGACCGAUUGUGACCUGGGCACUAUGUACUUUUGCAUCCGCCAUUUUGUCGUUGUGUUGGAUUAGUAUCGACGAGGAGGCCAACUUCAUUGCAUUCAGUAUACUAUGGGGCUUCUUCUCCGCCGCCCUAGUCACCCUGCCCUCCGCAGCAUUCGCAAACAUCACUCCCGAUCUUUCGCGGCUGGGCACACGCCUUGGAAUGAGCUGGAGUGUAUCGAGCAUAGCAACCCUCAUUGGUGCGCCAAUCGCCGGUGCGCUACUCAAGACAAAUGCAGACGGACACUUGAACUUCAUUGGUGUCCAGAUCUGGAGUGGCGUGUGUUUGCUGAUAGGGACGGGGUUCUUAUGCGUCCUGUGGUUCGUAACGAUGAAAACACAGAACAAAGGGUGGAGGGUAUGAGAGAAGUAGCAAUCGAU